AUGUCUGAAGUACAGGGAACAGUGGAGUUUUCGGUGGAGCUGCACAAGUUUCACAAUGUCGAUCUGUUCCAAAGAGGGUUUUACCAGGUUCGCGCAGGGUUGAAAGUGUCGCCGCGUGUGCCGCACAGGCUGAUAGCGACAACACAAAAUAACACAGAAGAAUGCAGCUUCAGCUCUCCGGGGGUCUACGACGGCUCUGUGUUCAGCCGAAUCGUGCAGAUCCUCUACAGGAACGAGGAGAUCACUGUCAACGACUGCAUGGUCUUCAGAGUGCACCUGCUGCUGGACGGAGACAGAGUGGAGGAGGCUCUGAGCGAGGUGGACUUUCAGCUGAAGCUGGAUCUCCAUUUCACUGAUAAUGAACAACAGUUAGCAGAGAUAGCGGCCGUGCCUCUGAUCAGCUCCCGCACUCUGAGCCUGCACUUCCACCCGCGCAGAGGCCUACACCACCAUGUCCCCGUCAUGUUCGACUACUUCCACCUGUCGGUCAUCUCCGUCUCCAUCCACGCUUCACUGGUGGCCUUACAUCAACCACUCAUCAGCUUUGCACGGACAGGAAAGAGCUCGUGGCUGGGGAAGGGCUCACCGGAGAGUGCAGGAGACGCGUCGGCUCUAGAGAACCUGGUGUUUGGAGCUGGCUACUGCAAACCUGUCAUCUCCGAGGGGAGUUUUUACGUGGCGAGUGAGAGCUGUGCACACAGGGCUCACACGUGGCACCGUAGACUGUGUCGCCUCCUGCUGGCGGCUCAUAGGGGACUGCACUCGUAUCACACGGCGCUGAUGAAGGAGAUCCCUCAGCUCCAGCAGACGCCGCUAGAGCCGGAACCUCUGCCUCUGGAUGAGACCUUAAACCAGCUCACGAUAGAACUGCAGUUGCAGGAGGGCCAUGAGAAGGUGGCCGAGCAGAUCAGCAGAGACGUGAGCCAUCUGUGCUCCCAGCUCACUGCUCUGUGGAGUCACUUCCUGGAGACGGUGCUUGUGAACCCUCACAUCCUGUCCUACCUGGCCCAGGAGCACCACACGCUCAGGGUGAGAAGAUUUUCUGAAGCUUACUUCUUUACUGAACAUCCCAAAGAAUUAUCCCUGAUAUUUCAAGAGCAACUCAUCAGCAGACAUGGACAGAUAGCGACAGACGUGCGGAGCUCCGAGUACCUGACCAAGAUGCCUCCUUUACCCGUCGAGUGCCUGGACAUCGAUGGAGACUGGACCAGUCUGCCCAUCAUCUUUGAGGACAGAUAUGUGGAGUCACCGGUCACAGACUGCCUCUCAGAAAAGCCCAAGCUACACAAGGAGCCAAAGAAGUCCCAUCCGACUCACAUCUUUGAAGAAAACCGCAGCGAUGGGCCACCAGGACUGGGCCAGGAUCCAACCGACAGUGAUGAAAGCAUGGACCUGCCCGCCUACGUGUCCCUGAUGUCCGAGCGGAGCCACACUGGAAACGACAAACUCCAUUUUACUAGUCAUGUUACUGAAGCUACACAUAUGGAAAAAGUAGAAACUGUAAAUAGCACAGAAAAGUUGAAAGAAGUCAGUAGUAGCAAUAUUUCUCCCCAAAAUGCAAAUUCCCUUCAAAGCAAAGCAAAAGACGAAGAAUCUGAUAUCGCCAUGCCCCUACAUCAAUCCAUAGACAACGAUCCUGAAGAUGUCCCACUAUUAACUAUACAAACACCUCAUUCUAUUACCCCAGAUGUCUGUAAGGACUUCACUCUCCGAAGUAGUCUCAUAGGGUCAAAGUUCAUCAAGCGCUCCUCGUCCGUCAUUUCCGACUCAGGUAUCGAAAGCGAGCCCAGUUCUGUCGCGUGGCCCGUAGAAUCGUUGCGAAUUGUUCAACCGUCAGAUUUCUCCAGCGAAAGAGAAAUCCCGGAACAAAUCGUUUCGAGACUUCCAAUCCAUCAGAGCUCGUUGGAAGGCCUCUUAAUGGAAAGCAACGGGAGUAUUCCAAGUGGAGGGAUUCAGGCUUCGUUGAAUUCGAUCAGUUCGUUGCCCUAUGAGGAGGAUCCACACAGGCAGCUUAGAAAGUUAACGAAAUCCAUGUCCGCUCCGCAAAUAAAUAGUCCAGAGGAAAGCGGUGACAGAAAUUUAGCGUUAAGUGAAGAUAUUUCCUCUAAUAAGGAUUCGCAACAAUCAGAUCAAGCACUUUUAGACGGGCACAUGGACAGUUCUAGUUUGGUCGUAUCAGUCAAUGAUUCAAAUCACCAGCAAAAUACAACAAAAUCAGAUUUAAAUGUCAAGUCAAAACUGUUACAAGAAUCAAUAGAUGGCGCUAAAGCUCAAGAUAUCAGCGUGGUAAAUUGGAGAACUAGAAGUGAAGGGAAUGUGUCAGUUGAGGAUGUGCAUCUGAUUGAAACAAAUGGACACUUAAACCAACUGAAAGCGGAGGAUACAGACAUACAGAAUAAGUACAUCAGAACAAGAAACGAUCGCAAAAGCGUAAGUGAGUCCAAUCUGCUUGACGUCCAAUAUAAGGACUCUAGCAAUGAAAACAGACACAACAGCGCCACCACCCUUAGACCAACAGAACUGACGGGGCUCAAUAAUGUCACUGCCAUAUCAUCUCCGCAACUAAACGGGACUCUAACCGGGGAUAAGGAGCAUUUGGACGGGCAAAGUAAGGCUAAGAUCCCCAACUCUGGCUUGGCGUUUGUGAAUAAAAAGAUGGUGGAGGUGGUUAACAUGUCGGUGUCCUGUGCGCCCACGUGCCUGCCCUUCUCCUCAGCUCUCAGAGAAUCGCCGUCCAUAAGUGGCAUGUCCACCCGCCAAGCUACCUCGCCAAUUACCCAUCAGCCCCUGGGCUCCUUCGGAAUCAUCUCGUCAAACUCGAUGAAUCCCCUGAACAUGGAUGAAGAGACCAACGAGCGCAUGCUGAAUUUCUACAAAGCCAAAGAGGGCCUGCUGCAUGAGUUGAGCUUUGCGGGUGGCCUGUACAGCGACCUCCCUGAGCUGGCCUCCGAUCUGCCCUACUUCCCGCCUGAAGAGGACGAUGAGGAGUUUGAGGACGGCAUACAUUUGGUGGUGUGUGUCCAUGGGCUGGAUGGAAACAGCGCAGACUUACGACUGGUGAAGACUUUUAUUGAGUUAGGCCUGCCUGGCUCCAGGCUGGACUUCCUCAUGUCUGAGAGAAACCAGAUCGACACAUUUGCUGAUUUUGACACCAUGACGGACAGGCUGCUGGACGAGAUCAUUCAGCACAUUCAGCUGUACAACCUCACCAUCGGACGAAUCAGCUUCAUCGGUCACUCUCUGGGGAACAUCAUCAUCCGUUCUGUUCUGACCAGGCCGAGGUUCCGCUGCUACCUGCCCAAACUGCACACCUUCCUGUCUCUGUCCGGCCCACACUUAGGAACGCUCUACAACAACAGCACACUGGUCAGCACCGGCCUGUGGUUAAUGCAAAAGCUGAAAAAGUCCGGCUCCCUGCUGCAGCUCACCUUCCGAGAUCACGUGGACCCGCGAAAAACAUUCCUCUAUCUGCUCAGCCAAAAACCAGGGCUGCAGUUUUUCAAGAACGUGGUGUUGGUGGCUUCUCCUCAGGACCGCUAUGUCCCAUUCCACUCUGCCAGAAUAGAGAUGUGUAAGACUGCGCUCAAAGACAGAACCACAGGUCCCGUGUACACUGAGAUGAUCAACAACCUGCUGCUGCCGCUGGUGGAGGCUAAAGACUGCCAGCUCAUCAGACAGAACGUUUUCCACGCCCUGCCCAACACAGCGAACACGCUGAUCGGACGCGCCGCACACAUCGCUGUCCUGGACUCGGAGCUAUUUCUCGAGAAGUUCUUCUUAGUCGCGGGCCUCAACUACUUUAAAUAACACUGCUACUGGUUAUUGUGAAGUUUAUAUAAUGUAAGUACAAGCGUCAAGAUUAGGACCAUGAACGACCAGAUAUGAAGGAGCAACUUCAAAUGACGUGUAGCCAUGCAAAAUUCAGCAUCUGGAGUAAAGAUGUUGUGUAGGCCUUAUAAAUAUCUAAAAUCUAUAUGAAGCUCUUAAGCAUUUGACUACUUACCCUUUAGGGCUGGUUUAGACCCUUUACAUGUUGUAAAUAUAUAUAUAAAUAUAUCUUUCACACUGAAUGCACUAUAGCAAGUGGAUUGAAAGGUCAGUAGGUUAGUUUGUUUUGGCCUUUAGAACCCAGGCAAUAGAAAAGCAUUUACUCCCUGAUUGUAUAUCACUAACCUGUACAGUAUAGAUGUUCAUUUAUACAAAAAAAUAAUAUAUUGUUUAGAAU
Periophthalmus magnuspinnatus is the source of this 4225-nucleotide messenger RNA. RefSeq names its product family with sequence similarity 135 member B (gene fam135b). The record is from RefSeq and is a predicted model, not a curated record. The coding region runs from base 1 to 3807 and encodes 1268 amino acids. The transcript has 19 exons. Lineage: Eukaryota; Metazoa; Chordata; Actinopteri; Gobiiformes; Gobiidae.